UAUUAUGAACUGCUGAAAGUAGCCUGUGGAUGGGCGGUACACAAUGUGUACAUGACUGCCAUGAUUUUGGAUUGCAAUAAUUUCAAAACAAAACAAAUAAAGACAGGGCAAAGAUCAGCUGUGACAAGUACAAGAGAAAGGGUGCCUUUCUCUUUAUAUUGAGAGACAACCAAAGAGGAGAAAAAGGAUAGGUGCAAUAAGAAAAGGGUCAAAGACGCUUCUGUUCCAUUUGCUUCAUCAUGGAAGGAUCUGAUAAAGCUUUGACUCUAAUCUUUUCAUGCCAUACAUGCAGUCAUACACCCGAGUGGAGUUGACUGAUUUUGAAGGCGUUUCUCUGGUCCAUUUCAUCACUGACAACUGGGAGAACAUUAAAAACUUCAAAGCAAGACCAGACGACAUCCUCAUCGCCACCCAUCCCAAAGCAGGGACUACUUGGGUGUCCUACAUUUUGGACCUGCUCUACUUUGGCAAUACAUCGCCUGAGCGCCAGACUUCUCUGCCCAUCUACUUGCGAGUACCUUUUCUAGAGGCAAACUUCCCUGAGACGCCUUCAGGGGAGGACCUGGCAAACAAGUUGGCCACCACUCCACGCAUCAUCAAAACGCAUCUCCCUGUUCAGCUGGUGCCCAAGUCCUUCUGGGAACAGAAUUGCAGGGUUGUCUAUGUAGCUCGCAACGCCAAAGACAGUGCUGUGUCUUAUUAUCACUUUGACCGGAUGAACAUGAUCUCAGCGGAGCCAGGAGACUGGAACACCUACCUACAAAGGUUCAUGGAUGGAAAGACCAUGUUUGGUCCUUGGUACAAUCAUGUGUGUGGAUACUGGGAGAAGAAGCAGACAUACCCAAAUCUUCAUUACAUGUUCUUUGAGGAUAUGGUGGAGGACACUGGGCGCCAGUUGGAACACUUGUGCUCCUUCCUUGGUUUGUCUACAUCAACAGAAGAGAGGAAGAGAAUUACAAAAGGUGUUCACUUUGAUGCCAUGAAGCAGAAUAAGAUGACCAACUACUCUGCAGUCCCAGUCAUGGAUUUCAAGAUCUCACCAUUUAUGCGCAAAGGGAAAGUUGGGGACUGGAAGAACCACUUCACUGUGGCUCAGAAUGAGCAGUUUGACAAACACUACAAAGAGAAGAUGAAGAGCACCACCCUGCAGUUCCGAACACAGAUUUAAGAAAUCCUACACAAUACCCACUACGUGAUGGCCUUGUUUAUUCAAGCAUGUUUUUUCCCCAUGUGUUGUCAGGUAUUGUUUUACUCUCACGCACUGCGCAUGAGCACAGGCAAACACAGACACGCAAACCCUCAUCCUGACAAUCUAACAGCAGGGCAAGAUAGUGACAGAUGCCCCCAUGAACGUCGCUCAUGCACAUAAACACAGUCGGGGAAAAUGAACUGGUGUAACAGGCAGUUUUGUUCAGCUAUUUUAACACAGUGAUGAAAAAUCUUGUUAAAAAAAUGAAUACUUUUUUUUUUUUUUAAAGCCCCAAGGGGACAGUUAACAUAAAACUGGUCUCUACCAAGCUGGCUACAGGCCUACAUAAUGACCAAUUCUUUUGCAUGUGUAUCACUGCUAAUGAUCACUACUGCAAUUCAUGAGAAAAAUGUGACAAUGUUUUUGGGAAUGUUUAUGGAGGACUUCAUCCCUUUGUGAGGGGGGAAUCUUUCACCAAGGGUCUAGCAAUACAUUCUCACUCCAUGGGAAAAAUCUUUUUUUUUUUCUUUCAAGAAAAUGACUAAAUGACUUCCUCCCGACUCUACAAUCAUUCAUUUUUUAACUCUUGAAUAUCAAUUCAUACAAUCCUAUUAAUAAAAAAAAAAUUAAAAUGUACAAAUUGUUUGUUUAUUCACAAACAUAUCUUGUGGCAUGCAAAUCUUUCUGGUCAAGCCUCAUAGUGUGUGAAGGGCUUACAAAAGAGAGAAAGAGGAAGAGAAAGAGAGAGUUAUGCUGUGUCGAAACCCAAUCCCACAGAAAGAUCAUGUAACUGGAAGGAAGAAACCCAAAGCAAAACAUGCUAGGAAUUCUACCACUCAAGUCUGGCAGCGUACUGUAAAGACAAACAGUACAGUUUAAGUUAAACAGCACAGUAAGUGAAUGAUGAGACUGACCCGAGCAGAAGUUGAAUCUGUCAC
Molecule: messenger RNA, 2127 nt
Organism: Pygocentrus nattereri (red-bellied piranha)
Lineage: Eukaryota; Metazoa; Chordata; Actinopteri; Characiformes; Serrasalmidae
Product: cytosolic sulfotransferase 3-like
Exons: 8
Coding region: 278-1168 (296 amino acids)
Biological process (GO): sulfation
Cellular component (GO): cytoplasm
Molecular function (GO): sulfotransferase activity
Source: RefSeq, a predicted model, not a curated record